Molecule: messenger RNA, 2727 nt
Organism: Cyclospora cayetanensis
Lineage: Eukaryota; Apicomplexa; Conoidasida; Eucoccidiorida; Eimeriidae
Exons: 6
Coding region: 1-2727 (908 amino acids)
Source: RefSeq, a predicted model, not a curated record
AUGCAGCGUGGUGCACAGCAUACUUGUGAAGAGGCAGGUAAAUCGGAUAGCCAACCAACCCAAAGGAAGCCCAUGACACAACGGGGCGCUUCUUCGACUCAGGGGCCAGGAACAACCCGACGAGCAACUAAACGGCAGAGGCAGCGUUCCGUGGGUGGCUCACCAAGGGAGGGACUGCCAAGCGCACGGCAGCAAGUCCCAGAUCCCGAGCCAGCGCGGUUGGCUCUGUCGUCAGGUGUACGCACGAGGCGCUCUGCCGCGACAGAGCUCCCUUCUCCACAGCUCCCAAAACAGUCUCAUACGCUGGAGCACCUAGAGCAGCAGCAGCUGGAGACACCGGCGCAUUCCGCGUGUGUCGUUCGGCAGUCUCCCCAGCAUCAUGCGGCCAACGCUCCUUCAGAAGCUGAAUACUCCCUUCAGCAAAGAAUAGCUCAUGUAUCGAGGCCUAGCGUAAAGCCUCCAACCAACAGAGAAUGGGUCCCUGAUUUAUCUGGGCCUACUUUGAAAGCCGAAGCGCCGACGAAAACACCUGCUAGACGCCACCGACGGCGUCGUGGAGGCACUCGGCGACUGCAUAGGUGCCCGGAAGAGCCACCUGCCUCAUUAGAGCAAGAGCCAUUGCCACCUGAAGCCAGCGGGCCCUCACGCUGCCUUCGCCCUGACGACCAAUCCUUUGACAGCCUUCGCAGUCCCACCGUAAGGGGCCCAGGAUACUCUGCUUACGAGAAACUACUGCUGUCAGAGGAGGAGAGAGGGAAACAGCUGCUACGGCUGCUGCAUCGAGCCCGCUCAGUUCUGCUUGAGCCCCUUCUGGAUAUCGCUGCUCACCUGCCGCCUAGUGGAGCUUGUGCGACAGGAGGAGCAGCUUUCCUAGACUCAUCCGAGGAGCCAACCGUAUGGCAUCGUGAUCCACAUGGAGGAGCCUCAUACCUGAGAGUAUUCAGCGGUGCUACCUAUCUCUCGCACAAGCACGUGGCUGCCCUCUCUCAGACGGCAGCAGGUAUGACAUUCUUGAUUACGCCCUACUGCAGUAUGCUUAACAGCCAAGUUGAUAUCUCUAUGAGUGCUACACCCCAUACCACCGUCGCACACUGCCCUCAGGAUAAAGCCAUACCGUUAUUUGCUGUGGCUGAUGCUCCAAUUUGGUUUUGUAUGCUCCAGCGUGUCCGUUAUGGGCUCGAUGUCAGGGCAACUGCUUCAGCUGGUAAAGCGGCUACUCAAGCUGGGGACUUUCUAACUCAGUGUGUGAGGGCCUGGAAAUCUUACACGCUGUCACUGCUGCUUCUCAAAUACUUGUAUGCCAGGGGUGCAGAUGCACUCUCUCACCAACAGCCAGCCUUCCUCGGAGCUUCCGUGAGCCUUCAAACGCGUCUUGGAGGUGUAGCUGCUGAAUCGCUAUUGGCGGCUGAAGCAGCAGGGAUACAAAAUACAACGGCUUGUAGAAGUACAGCAAAUGAAACAGCCAAGAUUUUAUGUCAGGCUACAUCUAUCGAUGAAGCGGCUGUCAUAAUCUUCGGACGCUUCGUCAUCGACGCUAGCUUGACUGCGUUGGUCUUGAUGUUAGGCACUCAAUGGACUAGUGGAGAGACUGCGGCUAGAAGCCUUCAAGUGCCUCAGCAGCAUCCCGGGCACCAAGGCGCCCAGCAUGUUAAGCCACCACCCGAACUACUGGACUGGAACGAGGCUCCCAAAACAGCACUAGAGGAUAUAACGCAGCUUCCUCAGGGGCAACAAUGCGUAAUGGAGCAGCACAAAUACGCAGAGCAUCAGCUUCAUCAGUUUGAACAGCAUGAUGCCCUGCUAGUAAGAUUACUUGCAACAGAGGUUCGUACGGCUGGAGCCCAGGACACGAUGCACCAGUUUUCUGCUGAAGGCCCUCCUUUCGUGCAGUCUCAGCUUCCUUUCAACGUAAAGGAGAUGUGGCGAGAGCCUCAUCAUACUGUGGUUUCAGCUUUCCCUUCGCCUGAAGUAGUAGCGGGGACCUUCGAACCACCAGUUUCAUCAAAAUUCGCAGGCCCAUCGCUGCACCAGGGCAAGGCCAAACCAACAGGAGCAAUACAAGUCAUGCAUUCAUCAAGGCCGUCAAAAACAAGAGCCCAGCUCGCAGUACCCUCAUUGCACCUGCAAUGGAUUCGCGAGGCCUUGAUAUUGUUGAGAAGAGUUGACGAUCCCUUAAAUGCGCAGCUGCAGCGCCGACGAAAAUCAGCCAUAACUGCAAUGCCAUUUGCUCCUGGAGUGCAAACUGGGAAACUGGUGGCGAAUUCGGGCUUUUCGGAGGAAAAGCCAUGUGGAAUAACCAUCGCAGGAAACGGAUCAGGCUCUCAGAGAGGCCAUUCACCGAUUCACCAACGAAGCAACCGCUUGUUGUAUGUGAUGUGGAUAGGGGCAGGAGGGGGACCUUGGGGCGGAUGUUCAAACACGUGGUUUAAGCAGAAGAGGUACGCUGCCGCACACACUGAUGCAACUGAUCAGAUGAUAGCUGGUGGCGUUGAGCUGCGAGCAUUUCUUGAUGCAGUUGACGCGCUAACUGCUGCAGAGCGAGCUCUUACUGAGGCCUGCUUUGGGCCCACCUUAGGCAUGUCGUCAUAUUCCAUUGUGGCACACCAGGUUUUACUGAGGAAAAGUUUUGGCAAAAUAUUGCUUUUACAGCCUUCCCUGCUUUGCUUGCUGCAAGAUAACGACUGGAGUGGCAAGUUUUCACACAAAAAGUUGACAGAGCUCUGGUGA